Trypanosoma conorhini is the source of this 2454-nucleotide messenger RNA. RefSeq names its product putative threonyl-tRNA synthetase. NCBI's taxonomy places the organism in Eukaryota, Euglenozoa, Kinetoplastea, Trypanosomatida, Trypanosomatidae. Gene Ontology annotation, molecular function: ATP binding; threonine-tRNA ligase activity. The record is from RefSeq and is a predicted model, not a curated record. Gene Ontology annotation, biological process: threonyl-tRNA aminoacylation. The transcript has a single exon. Gene Ontology annotation, cellular component: mitochondrion; cytoplasm. The coding region runs from base 1 to 2454 and encodes 817 amino acids.
AUGGCGACAACCACGACUGCGCCUGCUGGCGGGAAGAAGAAGACGGCGUCCGCCGCCGGGGGCGCCGCGGCGGUCGACCUCAAGUCGCUGCAGCCGCCGGAGUUUUGGAAGCCGCGGGACGCCCUGUUUGAAGAGUUGUUCGCGGCGCAGGAAGCGAGGCGGAAGUGCAUGCAGGCGCCCAUCACCGUCACGCUGUCCGACGGGAAGCGGAUCCCCGCCACGAGCUGGCUGACGACGCCGCUGGAGAUCGCCAAGCAGCUGUCCAACUCGCUGCCCGAGAAGGUGAUCGUGGCACGCGUGAACGACGAGCUGUGGGACCUCACCCGCCCCUUCGAGGGCGACGCCACACUCGAGCUCCUCGACUGGGACGACGCCGAGGCGCAGCAAGUCUUCUGGCACAGCUCCUCCCACGUGCUCGGCUACGCCCUCGAGCGCGUCUUCCACACCCGCCUCUCCGUCGGCCCCGCCCUGGAGGAGGGCGGCUACUUCUACGAGGGCGACACGGGCCGGCCGCUCUCGGAGGCGGACUACGCGUCGAUCGAGUCCGCCAUGCAGGAGCUCGUCAAGCAGAAGUUGCCGUACCAGCGCCUCACCGUCACAAAGGCCGACGCGCUGCGCCUCUUCGGCUACACGGAGUUUAAGAGCAAAAUCCUCGCCAGCAAGGUGCCCGAGAACGGCUUCUGCACCGUCUACCGCUGCGGUCAUCUGAUUGAUCCCUGCCGCGGCCCGCAUCUGCCGGACACCGGCCGCGUGAAGGCCUUCGCCGUGACAAAGAACUCCUCCUCCUACUUUGAGGGGAAGGCAGAGAACGCGGUGCUGCAGCGGGUCUACGGCAUCUCCUUCCCGAAACAGGCGAUGCUGACGGAGUGGAAGACGCUGCAGGAGGAGGCCACACGACGCGAUCAUCGCAACAUUGGCCGGCAGCAGCAGCUGUUCGGCUUCCACGAGGUGUCGCCCGGCAGCGCCUUUUGGCUCCCGCACGGCGCCCGCAUCUACAACACGCUGGUGGAGUUCCAGCGCAAGCAGUACCGCCAUCGCGGCUUUGAGGAGGUCGUGUCGCCCAACAUGUUCUCCUCCAAGCUCUGGAUGGUCUCGGGCCACUGGGACAAGUACGCGGAUAGCAUGUUCCGCGUCGUAGUGGAGAAGGAGGAUCACGGGUUGAAGCCGAUGAACUGCCCCGGCCACUGCAUCAUGUUCGCCAUGCAGCAGCACUCGUACAAGGAGCUGCCCAUCCGCUACGCCGACUUUGGCGUCCUGCACCGCAACGAGCUGAGCGGCGCCCUCACCGGCCUCACGCGGGUGCGCCGCUUCCAGCAGGACGACGCCCACAUCUUCUGUCGCAUGGAUCAGCUGCAGGAGGAGAUCCAGAGCGCCCUCAUCUUCCUCAGCGACGUCUACCGCACACUCGGGUUCAAGUUCUUCCUCAAGCACGCCACCCGCCCGGAGAACAAGCUUGGCUCGGAGGAGGUCUGGGACCAGGCCGAGUCGUACCUGCGGGCGGCGCUCAACAGCUUCUGCGGCAUUCCCGAGCAGCUGCCGGACCCCUUCAAGGAGGGCGCCAGCUUCACCUUCGACGGGCGCAAGCAGAGCGUCAAGAAGCUCCGCGCCCUGAUGAAGAAGCGGGCGCAGGGCAACGGCGACGACGCCGACGCCGACGCCGACGGCUGGAAGGGGCCGACGCACGCCGACGCGUGGGAGGAGAACACCGGCGACGGCGCCUUCUACGGACCGAAGAUAGACAUCGUCGUGGAGGACGCGCUGCGGCGCCGCCACCAGUGCGCCACGGUGCAGCUGGACUUCAACCUGCCGCAGCGCUUCGGGCUAAAGUACACGCUGCCGACCGCGGCGGGCGAGGGCGGGGCGGCGGCGGGCGAUGGCGAGGGCGAGGGCGGGGCGGCGGCGGCGAAGGAGCACCACGUGGACCCCCAGCCGACGGCGGCGGAGCCCGAGGCGGUGCCGGCGGCAGCGGCCGCGGAGGAGCCGCUCUCCACCUACGAGGAGGCCGCCCGGGAGCUCUGCCUCGACCGCCGCCUGGACGCAAACCAGGCGCGCCCCGUGAUGAUCCACCGCGCCAUCUUCGGCUCGCUCGAGCGCUGCAUCGCGAUCCUCUGCGAGCACUACGGCGGCGACUGGCCGCUGUGGCUCAGCCCGCGGCAGGUGAUUGUGGUGCCGGUCUCGCUCGAGAACGCCGCCUACGCGGCGAAGGUGCGGGACGCCUUCCACGCCGACGGCUUCUACGCCGACGUCGACAACGGCACCGCGACGCUGGACAAGAAGAUCCGCAACGCGGAGCGCGCGCGGUACAACUUCAUCCUCGUCGUCGGCCAGGCGGAGACGGAGGCGCAGACGGUGAACAUCCGCACCCGCGACAACCGCCGCCACGGCACGAAGACGCUCGCGGAGGCCCAGCGGUGGCUGCGCGAGCUCGUCGACGCCUACGACCUGAGCUACUGA